AUGCCUGUCCGCUACGAAAGCGUCACCGCCAACCCCGAGCCCUUGGCGCGGCCCCUAACAUUCCCCUUCUCCAACAAGACGGCCAAGAAUCGCCUCCUCAAGAGUGCCAUGGCCGAGAACCUCGCGACCUGGAGCGGGACUGAUCCCUCCAGGCGGGGCAUCCCCACGCCGGAGCUCGUCGAGAUCUACCGCCGGCCAUCCAGCUGGGGCGAGGGACCCAACAGCUUCGGCGUCAUCGUCACGGGCAACAUGGACGUUGAGUUCGACUAUAUGACCAGUGUCGGCGACAUGAUCGUCACGCCCGAGUGCGAGCCAGUCGGCGAGCGCUUUGAGGGUUUCCGCGCCGUCGCCGCCGCGGGCAAGGCCCACGGCAGCCUGAUGCUUCCACAAAUCACGCACGCCGGGCGGCAAGUGAAGAAGAAGAUCCAGCCGAGCCCCAUCUCCGCCUCGGCCAUCCAGCUGGGACCCAAGAUGGGCAUGGAGUUCGGCGCGCCCCGCGAGGCGACCAAAGCCGACAUCGAACGCGUCGUCGAGGGCUUCGCUCACGCGGCCGAGUACCUCGAGAAGGCAGGCUUCGAUGGCAUCCAGGUGCACGCGGCGCACGGCUACCUCGUCUCGCAGUUCCUCUCGCGCACGACCAACCAGCGCGCCGAUGAGUACGGCACCCAGACGCUCGAGAACCGCACGCGGCUCAUCGCCGAGAUCGGGCGCGCCGUCCGGGCGCGCACGUCGCCCGGGCUCAUCCUGUCGGCCAAGCUCAACAGCGUCGAGUUCCAGGACGGCGGCGUUACGCCCGACGAGGCGCGCGAGCUGUGCGGACAGCUGUCGGAGCUCGGGUUCGACUUCCCCGAGAUCUCGGGCGGAACGUACGAGGACGUCGGGUUUGAUUGGGUCAGGGACAGCACCCGCCAGCGCGAGGGCUUCUUCCUCGAGUUCGCCGACACCGUCGUCAAGGGAUUGGGGGACGACGCCGGGGCGCGCCGGACCAAAGCGUACAUCGUGGGUGGCAUGCGGUCGGUUGGGGCCAUGGUCAAGGCUCUUGACGUCGUCGACGGCGUGUCCCUGGCCCGGCCGGCCGCGCACGAGUUCCGCAUCGCGUCCGACAUCCUCGAGGGCCGCAUUUCAGGCGCUGUCCGGCCCGUCGACAUGCUCGAGGCCGACUUCGGCUUCGAGAUGGCGGCGGCCGGCGCCAACAUGCGCCUCGUCAGUAAAGGUAGAGAGCCGUUCGACGUCAGCGACCCGGCGGCGGUCCAGGUGUUUGCAGGAGACGUGCAGGCCUGGUAUGGCGACAUAGUUGCAGACGGCGACAGGCUGGAACAUCACGGAGCCGCCGACUUUUCCGGCGAAACUCGACCAUACGACGCAACUGCUGCGGCUUGA
This is a messenger RNA of Colletotrichum navitas, 1380 nucleotides long. RefSeq lists its product as uncharacterized. The transcript has 3 exons. The coding region runs from base 1 to 1380 and encodes 459 amino acids. Gene Ontology annotation, molecular function: oxidoreductase activity; FMN binding. Lineage: Eukaryota; Fungi; Ascomycota; Sordariomycetes; Glomerellales; Glomerellaceae. The record is from RefSeq and is a predicted model, not a curated record.